Molecule: messenger RNA, 2369 nt
Organism: Notolabrus celidotus (New Zealand spotty)
Lineage: Eukaryota; Metazoa; Chordata; Actinopteri; Labriformes; Labridae
Product: transmembrane protein 198-like
Exons: 4
Coding region: 157-993 (278 amino acids)
Cellular component (GO): plasma membrane
Source: RefSeq, a predicted model, not a curated record
CUCACUCCUGAGGAGACCAGCCCCGCCCCUACCUAUGCAACCUGCAGGCAGAGAGAGAGAGGGUUAGGGCAAAUAACAAAAAAAUCAGGACCAUAACACUCAAUCUUGUAAUGAAAGUUUCUCUUUGGAGUCUUAAUUGGUUACCGCUGCUUCAAGAUGGUCAUGUUCUUCUCUGGCUUCAUGUUCAGCUCUGCAGCAGUCCUCCUGUUUUACCACAAAGAGCCUUUGUUGGACGUGAAGCUGGGGAUGGAGACUAAGGCGGGUAUCGGGCUGGGUGUGGGAGUGCUCUGCGGCCUGAUGACCAUGCUAGUGUCCACUCUGGGACUCAUCUUCAGCGGCCUGCAGCUGGGCAGCCUGCUCGCCCUCCCACUCCUGGUGGUUAUUGGACAGUUUUGCAGCCUCACUCCAGUAUGGGUGCCUCUCAGUGCCUUGUUGGCUGCUGGCAUUGUCACUGCUGUGUUCACACUUCAGUGGCAGAAACUGUUCACAAUCAUUUACACGUCUGUGCUGGGAGCCACCACUGUGAUGCUGUGUGUGGACUACAUGAUUGGGACGUUCAUGCUGCCAGAUCAGGUGUACGAUCUGCUUUGUCAAGCUGCCCCACGUCAGCUCUGCUGGUUUGACUGGGCGAUCGCUGGGAUAUGGCCCACUAUGAGUCUGAUUGGUGUGUUGGUGCAAUGGAGGUUUACUGCCAAAGGAGUAUCGCACAGAGAAGCUGCAGACAAAAACAAGAGGAAACAUGCUAAUAGGUACAGAUAUAGAGAGACAAGAGGAAGACCUCGACCAUAUCGCCGGCGCAGACCUCCACUGCUGAAUCGCUAUGCUGGGGACGUCCUGGCACCGAGUUACCUGCAGAGCCUCCAGGAGCGCCAGAUGGGAACAGGCUCCUCCACCAGCAGCGUCAGCACCAUCACACACACACUCAUUGACUUUGACUAUGAGACAGGCUCCAUGGUGCCUCUGACUGCUUCCUCUCCUGUCUUUACCUUUUGAAGGAACACACAGCAUCAUAUGAUGGACUUUGAAUUUAUUUUCAUUUGAAAUAUUCCCUUCCUGCAGAAACAGUUCAGCCGUGUUCUCUGCUGGUUUGAAUCCUCUUUAACCGGCUCCUUCAGAUAAUCUUCUGCGUGCACACGCUGUGAUUUGAGACACUUGGAGCUUAUCCCCUCAAUGAUGACAACACAAAAUAACAUUAGACCGCUCAUUACUGGAACCACUUUAACUCACUUUGUGUUGAAGAUGGAGCCAUUUUGUUUUAUAAUACAGGAGGACAAUCUUUUAAUCACCAAACAAUACAGAAUGUAUAACAUGCUCAGAUUAGCUUUGGUUGUAAAAAUGAACUUGUACCUUUACAUAAAAUAAUUCACAUUAGUCAGAAUCAUAGGGAGUGUUGCACAAUAAGAACAAAUACAUCCCUGAUUUAACAGUUAAAGUAACACGAUUUCAUUUUAAUGUCAUGUAUUAAGGUUAUAUUAAAAGAUCUUAAACCAUCAAGCUAAAAUAGAGUCUUAAAAAUCAUAUUUAAUCCAAUGAAUAUAGACAACUUGAUAAAUAUUCACAAAACAAUAUUGUACAGAUCUAUUAGUUUUCACAUCUACAGUAUAACACAUACUUUAUUAUAUAUACAACACAGAAAAAAAACACACAUGAGGGAGAGGGACAGUAAAAAGACUUUAGAGACAGACUCCUGAAUUGCAGCAAAGACUAACAAUCAAUAUUUUUGUUUGAUUAUAAAUGAACCAUAAUACUGUUGCCUUGAUUGAGACAAAGUUUAAACAUUUUGUCAAGUGUUUUCAGCUCUGGAGUUUAUGCUUAUUAAAGAGCAGCUACAUGACGUCAGUGUGAGUGGUCUUGGCUAACAGGUGAAAUGGAAGUGAUAACCAAAGGAGGCAGGCGUCACAAAAACACAUCCAUAUGAGAAGAGGUCCAGAGUCCUUAAACAGGUGGAAAAAUGUGUGUAUGUGCGUGAACCCCGGUUGUGUUGGGGCCUUAAUAACACUGAAUAUUCAUCAUUGAAAGUCUCCUCUGACAUAAAUAUGAAAAUACCUAUGGCUGAAUUUUAUGCAGCUUUUUCAACUCAAAGGUCCUUGUAUUUUGCACGCUUGCUCACUGUCAUGGUUAAAUGCAAAUCAUCAGAGCCAUUAUUAACAUUAUUUCUAACACUUUUCCAAAGUGUCAACAAGUCAAAGUGUCUGCAGAGGAAAAAGCUGAUAAAUUCACGCUGCCUAAGACCUUCAUCAGUGGAUAAAAACAUCCAGCAAACACCACAGAGUUUGUCUUCUUCUGUUGCAUGUAUUCUUAAAGCUACUUAACAAUGUUAUUGUUGAGCUAAUAAAAAUCUUCUUUCAAAAGAGGCUCACACAAAUAAA